UUUGAAGAACAGCAAAAGAAGCGACAGUCAGGUCGCGACACACCUGAAAGCGAGCAAGUUGAAACGCUGAGAUCGCAACUUCUGGAAGCUGAACGUUUGUUAGAAAGUUCAAUUUCGGCGCCGCUUGCCUUGCAGCCACUGUUAAGAAGGACGAGCGAGCUGGAGAUGAGUUAUAUCAGUCAGCAGCGAAUGGAAUGCAUUGCUGAAAUGCGGGAAGCUAUUGAGCACAUCGAUAAACUUCGCAGAAAACAAUCAAGCAUUGUUUCUUCCAUUAAGCUAGCCACUGGCGCUUCUGCUGGCACUGAUCACAUCGAUUCGCGCAUUUUCUCCCUUAAAGCGCGAAUGGAGAAGAUUGCGCUGGCGAUGAAUGAGUGUCAUCAGCGAUGGGUCGAAAUCGAAUCGCUCUGUGGCUUCCCAAUAGUCACCUCGCCAACUGAUAUAACUGCUGGUCAGGCAACAAGCAUAGCUUCGUCAUCAACUUCCGAAAGUAGUCCAGCCGUUGUGACCGGAGGUGGCUGUACGUGUGCACACGAAAGUUUUAUCUCUGCAACAACAGCUCGAAAUGUAACUUCCGGCCAUCCGCAAAAGCGUAUCUAUGAGAACGCAACAAGGCCAGUGAGAUUUAUCGCGGCUGAAGACGAGCAAAUGCGACGUUCCGCUUCCUCAGAUCGAACUCCGUGCUUAAAUACACUCAGCGGGAAAAAAAUGAAAAAGGGAAGAGAGGGUGAGGAAAAGGGAAAGCAGGCUUUGCAACUCGUUGCAACAUUCCAUGCUUUGAGUCAAAGAUUGCAUAAUUUCAGGAUCAAACAAGAUUUGAGGUUAUUCAAGCGAAGUGUUUCGAAUACAUUGCUUGGGCUGUCACAGUCGAAUUCUAACGAGAAUGAUGAUGGUGAUGAUGCGGAUGCACUUGCUGGAAACAAACGGCAGAAGUUGCCUAAUGGUCUAAUUUUUGGCGGUAAUAAAAAGCGGAAAUUGACUGGUUUGUUCCGUAAAAUAACGAAAUCAUAA
This is a messenger RNA of Gongylonema pulchrum, 1008 nucleotides long. Lineage: Eukaryota; Metazoa; Nematoda; Chromadorea; Rhabditida; Gongylonematidae. The record is from the annotation of a GenBank genome assembly.